This is a messenger RNA of Carya illinoinensis, 1076 nucleotides long. Its product is annotated as OPA3-like protein. Bases 209 to 718 code for a protein of 169 amino acids. Lineage: Eukaryota; Viridiplantae; Streptophyta; Magnoliopsida; Fagales; Juglandaceae. The transcript is spliced from 4 exons. Gene Ontology annotation, cellular component: mitochondrion. Gene Ontology annotation, biological process: regulation of lipid metabolic process. The record is from RefSeq and is a predicted model, not a curated record.
GUCUUUCCUUUGACACCCUAAACUGCCCUUUUUCAUCAAGAAAACGGAACCUCUCUGAUCCAGUCCAACAAGUAACAACAAUACCAACAUUGGCACGGCCCACGACCCUUUUUAUAUCCCAUCUAUUUUAAUGAAUCAUUUUCAAAGCUCCCAUUUCCUUGGGUUCAAAUAGGCCGAAGAUCAAGCAUACGGUGCUCGUCCAUUACCAAUGGUACUCCCCCUAUUGAAGCUUGGGACGCUGGUCUUGAAGACUCUCAGCAAACCCGUGGCUAGCAGACUUAAGCAACAGGCUGCGUUUCAUCCGAAGUUCCGCCAGUUUAUCGUCGACAUCGCCCAGGCAAACCAUCGAUUCUCAACUCAAAUGCAAAGACGCAUAUAUGGUCAUGCAACCGAUGUUGAGAUUCGCCCUUUGAAUGAAGAGAAAGCUGUUCAAGCUGCUGUAGACCUCAUUGGGGAGCUCUUUGUCUUCUCGGUUGCAGGAGUUGCUGUGAUCUUUGAGGUGCAAAGGAGUGCUAGAUCAGAAGCCAGAAAGGAGGAAUUACGCAAACAAGAAUUUGAGGCAAUGAGGCAAAGAGAUGACGACUUGGCAAAAGAGGUGGACCUUCUCAAGCAAAAACUUGAGGAACUGGAGCAGCUCGCCAAGGGACGAGGACUUAGAGGUAUUUUCGACAUCAGACAUAAGAAUACAGAAGCUGUAAAGGUAGCCAAGCCAGCUUAAUCUGAACACACGUUUCUUCAAAUAAAUCAAGUUUUGCAACACAAAUUCUAAUUCAUCAAAUAGUCUCCCUCAAGUAAGAGGCAGACCUUUUUUCACCAUUCUUUAGACCCCCAAUCAUCUUUUGAGAUCGAAUUAUGGCUUCACCUAUGACCUAUCUUAAUUGUAAAUGAAUACUAUCGAAAAUUGGAAAUAGGGGUCCUGUUUUCAUUGCUGGAAAAUAAAAUGAAGUUGAGUUAUGCAGAGGCUGUUGAUUGAGACAAGUGAUAUGUCAUAGCAAUCAGACAAGAUUUUCUAUAAUUCGACCAGCUGCCAGCCUUGGUCAAUUUAUAAAUGCCAUCACUUUUCCCCUUGAAAACUA